AUGGCUCUCUUUACCAAGCUUCUGGAGCUCGGUGACGAUGGCAUGGAUGCAUUCCAAAUUCUUUUCAUACGAAUGGCGGUAACGACUGUCUGGUGUACAGCAAUAUUGUGCUGGGAAGGGAAACCCAACUCUCUGUUGGGGCCUAAGGAAGUGAGAGGGCUGUUGCUGUUGAGGGGAAUCUCAGGUUUCUUUGGCAUCGUCGGCAUAUGGUCCGCCAUCAAGUUCCUCAGCCUCGCAGACGCAUCUGUGGUUACUUUCCUCACACCCUCGAUUGUGGGUUUCUAUUCCGCCAUCUUUCUCCGCCAGCCUUACACUCGCAAGGAACAACUGGCAUCCCUAAUAGCUUUGGCGGGUGUCGUUUUCAUUGCUCGGCCUUCCUUCUUGUUCGGCAAUUUAUCGCACAACGAUCCUUCAACGCCGCCCACGGUCAUCAUAUCGCCAGUUUCAGACGUAGUAGGUGGCGAGCACACGACUGCACCACAAUCUGCAGAGGAAAAUGCAAACGCAGCUAAUCGUUUGACGGGGAUAUUGCUUGCACUUUUGAGCGCUUUUGGCGGUGCUGGCGCAUUUAUAGCCAUCAGAGCCAUUGGUGACAGAUGCCAGGUGCUUACGACGACGAACUUCUUUGCUGCCUGCUGUACUUUUAUCAGCGCAACAGCUCUUGCCGUCGCUCCUGUGAUCGGAUACGACCAGCCUCAUAUACGCUUCGGACUUCCGCAUGACGCGAGGCAGUGGAUUCUGGUGUCGAUGAUCACAGUGUGCGGCUUCCUGGCCCAGUGGUUCCUUACAGCAGGCCUGGGCAGCGAGCAAAGGUCAAACAAAGCGCCGGCCAUGGUGUACACAGGAAUGCUAUGGACUACGGGUUUCGACCGCUUCAUUCUUGGACAAAAUAUGCACCUGUCAAGUCUUCUUGGAUGUGCUCUGAUAGUGGGAAGUGCUGUAUGGGUUGUCGCGAUGCCCAAGCCUGAGACCAAGCAGAGGGAAGUUAGUGAUGUAGAGAGCUAUGCAGGCACAAGGCCGCGCGUGGCCGAGGAGAUAGAGGAAGAACAGGUGCAGGACGAGUCAGUCCAGAUGCGAAUUCUUCGGUAA
Molecule: messenger RNA, 1089 nt
Organism: Diaporthe amygdali
Lineage: Eukaryota; Fungi; Ascomycota; Sordariomycetes; Diaporthales; Diaporthaceae
Exons: 1
Coding region: 1-1089 (362 amino acids)
Cellular component (GO): membrane
Source: RefSeq, a predicted model, not a curated record